GGCGGCGAGGGGGCCGCGGAGCCGGCGGGGGAGGCGCAGGGGCGGCUGCUGGCGGCGCAGGAGACCUUCUUCCAGGAGCUCUUCGAGGGCGAGCUGGCGUCGCAGGCCAGCGCCGAGUUCGAGCGGGCCAUGGAGGAGCUGGCGGCCGAGGAGCCCAUGCUGGUGCAGCAGUUCCAGAAACUCUCGGCGGCCGCGGGCAGAGUCGGGAGCGACCCAGCGUCCCGCCAGGAGUUCACCUCCUGCCUGAAGGAGACGCUCAGCGGGCUGGCCAGGAACGCCGACGGCCUGCAGAGCUCCGGGGUGUCGGAGGAGGAGCUGAGCCGGACGAUGGAGGGGCUCGGUCUGGAGGAGGGGGACGGUGGGGAAGGCAGCCUGUGGCCCAUCAUGCACAGCAUCAUGCAGAACCUGCUCUCCAAGGACGUCCUCUACCCCUCCCUCAAGGAGAUCACGGAGAAAUACCCAGAGUGGCUCCAGAGACACCGAGAGUCCUUGCCCAAGGAGCAGUACGAGAAGUACCAGGAGCAGCAGAGGGUGAUGGGAAGGAUCUGCGAACAGUUUGAGGCCGAGCAGCCCACCGAUGGGGACCCAGAGCACAGGGCCCGCUUUGAGACCAUCCUGGACCUGAUGCAGCAGCUGCAAGACCUGGGACAUCCUCCCAAGGAGCUGGCCGGAGAGUCGCCUCCUGGCCUGAACUUUGACCUGGAAGGACUGAAUCUGCCUGAUGCCGGAGGUGCGGGAGGCGAGCAGUGCCAGAUCAUGUGACCUGCUCUCGUGCCAGGGAGACUGAGGAGUUGGGAGGGCGCUGUGGUGGGUCGAGGUGUUUGUGUCUUUUUUUUUUCCUGUUUUCCGUCAUCACCAGGUGCCUGAGGCUGCCUGCCUUGGCUCAACCCGGCAGGCGUUUGUGCAGGGAUCCCACCAGGGACUUAGCAAGGCAGAGUUAUGACGCCCCGAGGUCAGGUGCCCAUCUUGGCCUCUGAAGAGACGGAUCGGCCCUGGAGGCCCCGGGAACGUCCCUUCCCUUGGGUUGAUGGACGGGCUCUCUCGGAUGAGGUUGCUCUCAAUGAAACAAUCGGGCCGAGGGAGGAGGAGGAGGAGGAGGCAGUGGCUCAUGAGAGCCCUCUGGGUGAAGGGAGACCUCCGGUGCCCAUUCCCCGAGCCCCAACUCUGCUGCUCUCCUCAGGCAGCUCCACCUGCGACCCUCACUCCAGUGCUCCGUCAAAGGUCUCUGGAUCAGGGGGCCUGAGCCCCCUUUCGACAAUGCCAGGCAAGCUGACCACAUCAGCGUGAGCCUUUUUUUGCCGUAGCCCCAAGUAUUAACAUUCCCCUGCCCCCCCCGUUAGUCCUGUCGCUUUGUGAGAACUGCCUGUAUGGGGAAGGAUAGCUAGGAAGCAGGCCGACUCUGUCCACUGGCCACAGGGGCGUUUCCUUUCUGCUAGCGGCUGAUGGUGCAGGAGAGCCGCCCUCCUUGGCCGGGUCUGGCCGGACUGAAUGAGAAGGGCGAUUCUUGAAAUAAAAGGUGGAGGUUGAUGGUUUGAA
Thamnophis sirtalis is the source of this 1536-nucleotide messenger RNA. The record is from RefSeq and is a predicted model, not a curated record. Lineage: Eukaryota; Metazoa; Chordata; Lepidosauria; Squamata; Natricidae.